AUGGGCGCAGAACAUAUUCAACCCACUGUCUCUUCUAUCGAAGUUGGCGGUGUCCCAGCAGAGGGCAAGGACGAUGCCUUGCUCCGUGAACUCGGCUAUGCUCCAGAACUCAGACGCAACUACUCGGUGAUCCAGGUAUUUGGUAUCGCCUUCAGUAUCAUGAGUUUGCUUCCUUCGAUUGCUUCCACCCUUGCCUUUUCUCUUCCGGCUGGUCCUGUUGGUAUGACUUGGGGUUGGAUCAUCCCAUCUUGUUUCAUUCUUACCAUUGGUCUUUCCAUGUCUGAAAUGGGUUCCGCUAUGCCUACUUCCGGUGGUCUUUACUGGUGGACUUUUAAGUUUUCUCCACCAUCUAUCCGCAAACCUGCUUGUUUCCUUGCUGGUUACGCAAACUCUCUCGGUCUUAUCGGCGGUCUUGUUUCUAUCGAUUAUGGAUUUUCCGCAUUGCUUCUUUCUAUCCCAGCCAUUGCAACUGAAGGUGCCUAUAGCCCUACAAAGUACCACACUUAUGGUGUUUUCGCUGCUUGUGUCAUCUCCCACGCUAUUGCAGGUGCCUUGGCUGCUAACAUGGUUUCCCGCUUGCAAACCGUCUGUAUCAUUACCAACAUUAUUAUCAUUGUCGUUACCAUCAUCGCCCUCCCCAUUGGCAGAGCCAACAACGGUGGAGUUAACUCAGGAAAGUGGGUCUUUACUCAUAUGGAAAACUUGUACACAUGGCCCAAGGGUUUCACCUUUAUGCUUGCCUGGCUUUCCCCCAUUUGGACCAUUGGUGCCUUCGACUCCUGUGUCCACAUGGCUGAAGAAGCUUCCAACGCUGCCGUCGCUGUUCCCUUUGGUAUCAUUGGCUCUAUCUCUGCUUGCGGUAUUCUUGGUUUCGUCAUUAACUCCAUCAUUGCUGCUUCUAUGAACCCUGAUGUUUCUGCUACUCUUGGCACCUACACUGGUCAACCCAUGGCUCAGAUUUACUACGACUGUCUCGGCAAGCACUGGACCAUUGGUAUGAUGGUUUGCAUGUUCAUUGUCCAAUGGUUUAUGGGCUUUUCCAUUGUUGUUGCUGGUUCCCGCCAGGUGUGGGCCUUUAGCCGUGAUGGUGCUCUCCCCUUUUCCAGCUGGCUCCGUGUUCUUAACAAGAAGCUCCAAGUUCCUCUCAGAUCUCUUUGGUUCAUGUGCUUCAUUGGUCUCAUCAUUGGCCUGCUGUCUCUUAUUGACUCUGCUGCCACUUCUGCUCUUUUCUCUCUUGCCGUUGCUUCUAACACUCUUGCUUGGAUCUUGCCCAUUGCCAUGCGUGUAUUUUUCACAGUUGAUACCUUUACUCCUGGUCCCUUUUACAUGGGGAAGAUUGGCUCCAAGGUUGUUGGCAGUAUUGCCACUCUUUAUGGUACUUUUGUCAUUGUGUGCCUUGCCAUGUUCCCCGAAGAGGGUCCAAACCCUACCAAGGAUACUAUGAACUACACAUGUGUUAUUAACGGCUUUGUUUGGUUCGGAGCUUUGGGAUACUACUUUAUUCAUGCCCACAAGUGGUUUACAGGUCCCAAGCACACCUUUGUUGAUGAUGCUGAAGUCCUUGAGGGUGUCAUGGAAGAAGAGGAAACUUCUGGCAAUGAGGCCAUUACUAAGAAGGAGGAUUAA
Messenger RNA from Magnusiomyces paraingens, 1626 nucleotides. RefSeq lists its product as uncharacterized. The record is from RefSeq and is a predicted model, not a curated record. Gene Ontology annotation, molecular function: transmembrane transporter activity. The transcript has a single exon. Bases 1 to 1626 code for a protein of 541 amino acids. Gene Ontology annotation, biological process: transmembrane transport. NCBI's taxonomy places the organism in Eukaryota, Fungi, Ascomycota, Dipodascomycetes, Dipodascales, Dipodascaceae. Gene Ontology annotation, cellular component: membrane.